Molecule: messenger RNA, 1038 nt
Organism: Eutrema salsugineum
Lineage: Eukaryota; Viridiplantae; Streptophyta; Magnoliopsida; Brassicales; Brassicaceae
Product: E3 ubiquitin-protein ligase RING1-like
Exons: 2
Coding region: 1-999 (332 amino acids)
Biological process (GO): protein ubiquitination
Cellular component (GO): cytoplasm
Molecular function (GO): ubiquitin protein ligase activity
Source: RefSeq, a predicted model, not a curated record
AUGCCAUUGAGUCUGCCCAUAACACGGACCAAUGGUGCACCCAAUGGAGCAUUUAGGACUUUUGGCCUCUACUGGUGCUACCAUUGUGAACGUACCGUCAGGAUUGCAUCCUCUAACCUAUCGGAGAUCGCGUGCCCUCGAUGCUUGAGGCAAUUUGUUAUCGAGAUUGAGAUUAGACGUCCUCGAAUUGCUUUCAAUCAUGCUGCUCCACCUUUUGAUGCUUCUCCUGAGACUCGUCUUCUUGAAGCUCUUUCACUCAUGUUUGAUCCUCCAAUCAGAGCUGGAUUCGGUGCAGACCCAUUUCACAGGGCAAGAUCGAGAAACAUGGAAUCUGAACCAAGACCCCGACCACACCAUCGACGACGUCACAGCCUUGACAAUGAUAACAUUGGCGGUUUACCUCCACCAAGAAGAACAUAUGUGAUACUCCGGCCCUUUGAUCCAACUAAUCCACUAGGAAACAUGACUGAGCCACCAAAUCUAGCACCACCCCAGCGUUUGAACCCACAUGAUUUCUUUAAUGGAGCUUCAGGCUUAGAGCAGCUGAUCGAACAGUUAACACAAGAUGAUAGGCCUGGACCACCACCUGCACCAGAACCCACCAUUGAUGCGCUACCGACCGUGAAGAUUACACCACAACAUCUAACCAACGACAUGUCCCAGUGCACGGUGUGCAUGGAAGAAUUCUUUGUUGGCGGGGAAGCUACAGAACUACCAUGCAAACAUAUUUACCAUAACAAUUGUAUUACCCCAUGGCUCAGGCUUCACAAUUCUUGCCCUAUCUGCCGCCGUGAUCUGCCACCAAUCAGCACCGUUACGGAUUCUCGGGAAAGGGGUGAUUCCAUUGGAGAAGACAUACCUGAAAGAAGGCGCCCGAGAAGGAUGCAGCUCGGGAACAUUUGGCCUUUUAGGGCAAGGUACCAAAGGGUUAGUCCAGAAGAAACAGCACACAGGAAUCCUCGAGUUCAGUCGCGGUGGCCUAACUGUAAUAUACUCUAGUUUCUUGAAAACCAAUCCAUUGCCAUUCACUAGAAGAGG